This is a messenger RNA of Juglans regia (Persian walnut), 1605 nucleotides long. RefSeq lists its product as uncharacterized. Bases 102 to 1376 code for a protein of 424 amino acids. NCBI's taxonomy places the organism in Eukaryota, Viridiplantae, Streptophyta, Magnoliopsida, Fagales, Juglandaceae. The transcript is spliced from 14 exons. The record is from RefSeq and is a predicted model, not a curated record.
AUCUAAGAGGAAAAGAACGUUUGCCAUUUCUAGCACGCACUUCGCACCCUCGCAGCGAGAGACUAGCGGCCAUCAGUGAGCCAAAAACAAAAAAAGCAAAAAUGGAAGAACUGAGGAAGCUAGAGCAAGUACAGAGGAUGCUUCAGUUCAUGGAGCUUCGUGGCGUUGCUAUCCCAUCCAAUGGCGACUCUAAUCGCUUCCUCGCCAAUCUCAUCCUUCUCAUGAUACAACCGUGCGGAGAGCUUGACUUGGACAAGAAGCGCAGUUUGGUCUCUGAACAUAUGUCAAAGAUUUCAACUGCUUUUCUUGAUGAUGCAUCGAUCUGGCUUAGUCGGGAAGGCAUAACAGAAGUUACAGAAGAAGUGAAAGACAAGGACAAUCGUUGUUGUAUGCCAGCUCGUUGCGCUUCUUUAGGCCCUUGUCAAAAUCUUGGCGAUAAUUCUUUGCAGCUUGACUAUGACAGUCGGUUGCAUGCUGGAUCAUUGGAAACUGAUUUUGAAGACAUGGCUUUGGUUGGGCUGGAUGCGAUGCAGCGAGCAAAUUCUACUCUCGAGGAUUUUUGCAGAUCUUAUUUUAUGUUUCACGAAAUGGAGGUGAACAGGCUGCCGUCAUUAUUCAAGUAUUUACCUGUGCUUUCAUUCACAGAAAGUUUUAUUUAUCAGCUGGAUAGUUUGAAUGAGAAGAUACUGCGUCAACCAACCAGUGGAGUCACUGUUUCCGAAAGAGGACACAAGCCUAGAAAUGAGAGGUUGAUUACUAAGUUCACAGAUCCAUUUAAAAGCAAUCCAUUCUGGCCACUCGUGGGUCUACUUGAACAUCGUGGUCUUUUAACAGAGAGGAUUAGAGAAGAAUUUAGGUGUGGAGAAGAAUAUUGGGCGCUAGAAAGAAAGCUCUGUUGUGCACUCAUGAGCAAAGCGGAGAUAUCUGUUGAAGAUGUGAUGAGGGCAAUUCAUUUAAAGUCCUUUGAUUAUCGGGUUCUAAAUCUUCUACUAUAUCAUUUGAGAGGAGAAAAGGUCAAUGAUGUGCAUAUGGAAUUUCUCUCUGUCUCAGAAUUCCUUGUGGAAGUGUCCGAUGAUCUGUUUGACUAUGAGGAUGAUGUAAUAGAGAAUAGCUUUAAUGUUUUGCGCAUGUUUGUCAGAAUAUAUGGAGCUUCAAAGGCCCCAGUUAUGUUGGCAAAAUACAUUACUGAGGCUGAGCAGAAGUAUGACUGUUUACUGAAAACCUUGGAUCCCCAACUAUCCUCGAAUUACCAGAAAAGAUGCGAAGAAGCCACCAAAGAAGGUGGAAAGAUAUCUGGACAUCGGCUUGGAGCGUGGAGCAUACCACCUGUGAUCGUAGAUGAGGAAUUAUAUCGAUCCAACUUUGCAAAAUUCUAAAUGAACAAAGGUACUGGGGUUUACAUUAGCCGAAUGAAGUGGGUUGAAACUUAUAGACUUUUAUAAUCUGAUUGAUGCUGCAUACUUUUUAAAAUCUUCUGUAUUCAUGUUUUAUUCUCUCUUAUUUUUACUGAGUCUGAGGUUAGAGGCAUGCCUUGUACAUUCAAUUUGCAAACAUGAAGUACAUCAACCAUGAUUUCAUUUUAUUGUUAAAUGAAAAUUAUUCCUA